CACCGGUGUUUGUUUACAAUUGAGGCACGUGGGGAGGACCUUCGUGUUUUUCAUCUGUGUAUCAAUUUGCCGAUGUUAAUUGAGUGAUUGCAGUUCUCCGUCGUAUCUGAAUAGCUUAGCUACUUGACUUUCCAGUCAGGAUGGGGAAGCUAAAGGUGUCGAUGCUGAGGUACCUCAUGAGGGAUGACUUCCGAAUACUGACAGCAAUUGAAAUGGGCAUGAAGAACCAUGAACUUGUGCCCAUCACUCUCGUCACUCAGAUUGCCAACUUGCGUGGUGGUGGUGUGCACAGGAUGCUCAGGGAACUCUGCAAGCAUCGCCUCUGUGCAUAUGAACGAGGAAAACACUAUGAUGGAUACAGGUUGACAAACAUGGGUUAUGACUACUUGGCUCUGAAAGUGCUUUCGUCCCGAGAAGUCUUAGGCUCUGUAGGCAGCCAGAUUGGUGUUGGGAAAGAAUCUGAUAUUUAUGUCACCAGUGACCCAGCUGGAAAUCCACUCUGCAUGAAACUACAUAGGCUUGGGAGAACUUCCUUCCGCAAACUGAAGGAAAAGCGUGAUUAUCAUCAUCACAGGAAUAAGGCCUCUUGGAUCUACCUGUCUAGGCUGUCAGCCACCAAAGAGUUUGCUUACAUGAAGGCCCUCUAUGACAGAGGGUUCCCAGUACCAAGACCAGUGGAUUGCAAUAGACACUGUGUGAUUAUGGAGAUUGUGAAUGGUUAUCCACUGUGCAACGUGCAUGAUGUAAAAGACGUCCCUCAGCUCUACAGCGAUCUGAUGGACCUGAUCGUGAAGCUGGCCAACCAUGGUGUCAUUCACGGCGAUUUCAACGAGUUCAACAUCAUGGUGGACAAUGACGACAAGCCUGUGCUGAUUGAUUUCCCUCAGAUGGUGUCAACUGACCACGAAAAUGCCAAGAUGUAUUUUGACCGUGAUGUGAACUGUGUGCGUGAAUUUUUCAAGAGAAGAUUUAGCUAUGAGAGUGAGCUGUAUCCUGACUUUGAGGGAGAUGUUGUGAGGGAAGAUAAUCUGGAUAAAGAGGUGUCUGUGAGCGGAUUUUCGAAAGAGAUUCAAGAGUUUAAUGAACAUUUCAAGGUUGGGAAAGAUUUUGACACAGUUGAAGACAACUCUCAGAGCGAUGAGGAUGAAGAAGAAGAAGAAGAAGAAGGUGAGGAUGACAACGAUGAUAAUGAUGGAAGUGGUGAAGAAGAUGAGAUCCCAUCCCUUGAACAACAGGAAGCCUCUAAGGUGCAAGACCAGACUGAGACAACAGGCCUUAAAAAAGAGGAACUUGCCAGGUUGCAGGAUGAGAUAGACAUAUUGUGCAAGGAGCUAAAUAUAGAGAGAACCGUGCAAAACAGUGAAAAUGAUGAGGUAAUGGAUAUAAUUGUAAAAGAGUUAAAUAAGGGCAAGGAAAAAGAGAAAGAAUUAAGUGAGGAGCACGCCAGACGAAAGAAGGGAAAGGAUGCAAGGCUGCUCUUCAUAAAGCAAUUGGCCAAAGCCAGAGAGUUACGUCAGCACUAUGAAGAAAAUGGAGAAGAAGCCCCACCACUUGAAGACCUGAUAGAUGAGUCAAUAAGUGACGUACACAGUGUCUGCAGCUUUUCAACAACAGCAAGCACCAUAGAGCCAGAGGAGGUUAAACGGCGAAUGCAGAAGGAUCUUACAAGACGGGAAAAGAAGCAGGUUUCCAAAAAGAAUUUGAGGGUGAAGGGGGAAGCAAAUGCAUACAGGAGAUCCAAACUGGCAAAUGAAGCCACAAUCAAAGAGUCAGUGGGAUGGGAUGAGUAUUAAAUGAAUUAUAAGUUUAAAAUAAACUAUACUGCACAAAA
Messenger RNA from Penaeus chinensis, 1831 nucleotides. It is a transcript of the gene RIOK2, whose product is annotated as serine/threonine-protein kinase rio2-like. The record is from RefSeq and is a predicted model, not a curated record. Lineage: Eukaryota; Metazoa; Arthropoda; Malacostraca; Decapoda; Penaeidae. Gene Ontology annotation, cellular component: preribosome, small subunit precursor; nucleus; cytosol. Gene Ontology annotation, biological process: protein phosphorylation; maturation of SSU-rRNA. Gene Ontology annotation, molecular function: protein serine/threonine kinase activity; ATP binding.